AUUAAAAGUGUUUGUAUCCUGUCAACAAGGGUAUUGCAUGCACUGUGACUUUUUUAACUUAAAAAAGUGUAGGCAUCAGAUACAGCCACAGCUGGGCUUGAACUUUGUCCUACCUCCAGAUAGAAAAACAACAGGCAGAGUAUAAAAGGGGGGAGCAGUGGAGGAAGAGACUUGUUUUUGUUCAAGGAGUUCCAACAACGCAGAGCUGAGCACAGAGAACGAAACCUUUUAACCAAAGGGUUGGAGUAGUGAGGAGGCACCACAGGGAUGUGGGCGUGCCUUAGCCUACUCAUCACUCUCUGCCUGCUCCAUGGGGGCGGUGCAGAGAGUGACGGGGGUGGGCCUCGCUGUCAGCUGCCUCCAGCUUGGAAGAUAGGGGAGGUGGAGCCUAUGAAUGGAGCGAUGGGCCAGGUGACGGUGCUGGCCCUUUUCCAGGCCAGCUGAUUGUUCUGCUUGGUGCAGGCUUCCAGAAUGGAUGACCUGCGCCAGAAGCUGGAGGGUCAGGGUCUGAAGGAUGUGGUCUACAUGGUCGUUAACCAGCAGACGGAGCAAGCACGGCGCCUGCACACCAUGCUGGCACAGAGACUGUCAGAGAACAUCACACUCUACAAACAGGACGAGCAACAGCCUGAUGUCUGGAAGACACUGAGUGGACAGAAAGAUGACUUUCUCAUUUAUGACAGGUGUGGCCGUCUCACCCACCACAUAUCUCUUCCAUACUCCAUCAUUGGACAAGGCCAUGUUGAGGGUGCGAUCAAAGACACCUACUGCAAACGCAUAUGUGGGGACUGCACUCAUGAGAGCACUGAGACACCAGAAGGGUGCACGGGGAAAGCAGAUGCACAGCCUGACACAGACGCUACCCCAGCUGUACAGGAAGACACUGGGCAUGGUCACGGUCAUGGUCAUGGUCACCACCACGGUCAUCACUAUGGGGUUAACCAUGGUGUUCACCCCCGUGGCCAUGAUCACAACCAUGGUCAUCACCAUGGAAGCCAUGAUGGCGCUGGCCAGCAAGGUGUUGGGCAACAUAAUUUAGAUGUAGGCCAGACGCAGAUGUCACAGGAGGCCCAUCAGGUCCCUUUGAGGCCCUGAGUAAAUGAGGCUAGAUGAAAGUCAAAGUACAGCUGACAGUGGAGAGCAGGCUCUGACAAUGCAGCCUCUCCUAAAGCCAGCUGAUGCUGACACUGACGCAGGCUGUUUGGCGAUGCAGGGAGUGAGCAACUGGUCGGUCUGUGACACUGUGAUGAGGCGCUGCCCGCCUCCUGACAGUGACACGGGCCCAGAGGCGAUACAGCCAUUAAUGUUGUGGAGACCUGACAGUGACGCUCGCCUCCUGCUGCCUGACAGCAGCCUCAGCCAGCCCAAUGAGCCUGACCCCAAGGUGUGAGCUGAGGAUGAGAGCAGCUGUAAGCUGGCUCUGAUAUCAGCCUCAUAUUAAUACCAGAAACAUCGGGACCAAGCGCUCUUUUUACCAACAAGUAUUACCCUGGGAGAGGGCAGGGCAGUCCCUGACAGCAGGCAUAUGAGAUAGAUGAACAUGAGUCCGAGAUCACACUGAUAAAGAUUAAACAAAGUAGAUAAACACAUCAAGUAAAACAUGCAUUGGCGGCUUGUUAACUUGUAACAUUUGGCAACAGGUAUGCAAAUAAUUUGACUAAGCCUUAAAGAAUAUAUGACUUGUUUCACCUGUCUCCGCUUGUCUGUCAGUGAGUUGCUCUCAUCCUUUCUCAGAAGUGUAGUUGUCAUGUUCACAAAUGACCUCCUCCAUUUUGCUCUCUCCAUCCUUUAUGAAACCAGGCGCAGAAACUACGCUCUAGUGGCGUCUGUAUGAAGUCAGGCAGGAGAGAGAGGAGAGGGUAGUUUAGGAACAUGAUAAAUGCUUUAAACAUCUCAAAGUUCAGUAUCCAAGAAUAUUUGAGGGAACAGAAAAAAAUAAGAUAGAUUCUU
Messenger RNA from Sander lucioperca (pikeperch), 1950 nucleotides. RefSeq names its product selenoprotein P (gene selenop). Gene Ontology annotation, molecular function: selenium binding. The transcript has 5 exons. Gene Ontology annotation, biological process: selenium compound metabolic process. The record is from RefSeq and is a predicted model, not a curated record. NCBI's taxonomy places the organism in Eukaryota, Metazoa, Chordata, Actinopteri, Perciformes, Percidae. Gene Ontology annotation, cellular component: extracellular region.